Adineta steineri is the source of this 1176-nucleotide messenger RNA. NCBI's taxonomy places the organism in Eukaryota, Metazoa, Rotifera, Eurotatoria, Adinetida, Adinetidae. The record is from the annotation of a GenBank genome assembly.
AUGACAACGAAUACAAAUGAAGUAUUAUGUUGGUUAAGAGAAUUUAAAUAUUCUUGGUUACCACAAAAUAUUUCCAAUGAUACUCAAUUAUAUGCUAUAAUUACAGAUAAAUUAAUCGAACUUGAACAUAUAUUAAAUCAAAAUAGUCCAAGUGAAGAUGAAUUAUCCGUAUCUGCUGAAUAUCAUUUUGAUAGAUUAAAUGAUAUAGAUGAAGCUGUUCUUUCGACUCAACAAGCACCAGAACGAUCAUUACCGACGCCACCAGAUUUACAAAAUCAAACAGAUAAUGAAGUUGAUGGUCAAGAAAAACUUUGUCGACCAACUAUCCGUCUAAAACGUAUUCCAUUAGAUGAAGCUGCAUGUUACAUGCCUGAAACUUGGAAUACUCCAAAAUCAAGACGUGGUCGUAAGAAAAAAAGAGGUCGAAAGAAAUUAUCAACAAUUAAUUCCGAUGGAAAAAAAACCCGUAAACCUAGAGUACACGUGCCAUCAACUCAGCAUGAAACUACAAAUGAUUUAACCAACGUACGAAAAUCAACACGUUCAAAAAAACUUUCGAAACAUGAAUCAACAUCAUCUUUCAUAAGUACUCAAUCAACAAAUGGUACUAAAACAAAAGGCAAACGAAAAUUACGUGCAAUUGAUGCGGAAGAUGACGAUUUAUAUACAUUAGGUAAUUUAUCUCAAACAAUUAAUGGAAAUAAUGACAUUGAUUGCGAACAAAUAUCACGUUAUAUUGGACAAAAUGGUAUAUUAUCACAAACACGUAAAACUAAUGAAACAACAAUAACAACAACAACAUUUGAGGAUGAUUUUUCAAUGAAAUUACAAUCAAAAAAAGAUGAAAUCUUAUCAACAGAAUUUAAUCAAAAUUCAAAUGAUGAUGCAACUAUGACAACAGCGACAUCAGAUACAUCAAUAGAUAAUUCAAUGAAUAUUCUUGGAGGUAAUGGUACAACACUCGACGAAGUUGAAGUUUUACGAGAAGUAAUGGAAAAUAAUGAUAAUGAAUCAUUAUUUACAUCAAUUAAUAAAACAUAUGAAACAAAUACAAUUUUAAAUAAUAAUUCAAUUAUUAAUUAUGAUAAUUGUAUUGAAGAUAUAUCAAAUGAUGGUAUUGAUCCUCCUCCAUCAUCUUCAUCACCUAAUUUACCUCAUUGUCCUGUAAUAACAUAA